AUGUCUUUGAAAAGCAUCCUUCGUGAUUUGAAGGAAGUUAGGGAUGGACUUGGAGGUAUCUCGAAGCGAAGCUGGUCAAAAUCGUCUCACAUUGCACCCGAUCAAACGGCGCCACAGCUGGAAAACGUCCCGCAGAGCCCGUGGGCUUCUUUGCCACCUGAAUUGCUUCAUGACAUAAUCCGGAGAGUUGAAGAGAGUGAGACCGCUUGGCCUGCUCGAGCAGCCGUGGUCGCUUGUGCUUCUGUUUGUAAAUCAUGGAGAGGAAUUACAAUGGAGAUUGUGAGAAUCCCUGAGCAUUGUGGGAAGCUCACUUUUCCAAUCUCAUUGAAACAGGCAGGGCCACGAGACUCGCCUAUUCAAUGCUUUAUUAAGAGGAAUAGAGCAACGGCUACAUAUAUUCUCUACUAUGGCUUGAUGCCUUCGGAGACGGAGAACGACAAACUGUUGUUAGCAGCAAGAAGGAUUCGGAGAGCGACAUGCACGGAUUUUAUAAUCUCACUGUCUGCUAGAAACUUCUCACGGAGUAGCAGCACAUAUGUUGGCAAACUAAGAUCUGGUUUUCUGGGAACCAAGUUCACAAUAUAUGACAACCAAACAGCAUCAUCCAUAGCACAAGCCCAACCUAACCGAAGAAUUCACUCCAAGCAAGCAUCGCUUAAGUUACCUGCUAAUAGUUACACCGCAGGAAACAUAACCUACGAGCUCAAUGUUCUUCGCACAAGGGGACCUAGAAGAAUGCAUUGCGUUAUGGACUCUAUACCACUAUCUUCUGUUAUUGCUGAACCAUCAGUAGUUCAAGGCAUUAAAGAGAAAGUAUCUUCGUCGCCUUCACCAAAAGGAGAAACCAGCUCAACAGACAAAGAGAUUGCUGAUAUUUCUCCAAGCUUGUUGGAUCAACCACUGGUUCUCAAAAACAAAUCCCCACGAUGGCACGAGCAAUUGCAAUGCUGGUGCCUCAACUUCAAGGGGAGAGUGACAGUUGCUUCAGUUAAAAAUUUCCAGCUUGUGGCAGACAUUGACUCUUCUUUGGAUGCGUCGCCUGAAGAACAUGACAGGGUGAUCUUACAGUUUGGAAAAAUCGGCAAGGACAUUUUCACCAUGGAUUAUCGCUAUCCUCUCUCUGCUUUUCAAGCCUUUGCUAUAUGCAUCAGCAGCUUUGACACUAAACCGGCGUGUGAAGGGUAA
This is a messenger RNA of Arabis nemorensis, 1185 nucleotides long. NCBI's taxonomy places the organism in Eukaryota, Viridiplantae, Streptophyta, Magnoliopsida, Brassicales, Brassicaceae. The record is from the annotation of a GenBank genome assembly.